This is a messenger RNA of Linum tenue, 2252 nucleotides long. NCBI's taxonomy places the organism in Eukaryota, Viridiplantae, Streptophyta, Magnoliopsida, Malpighiales, Linaceae. The record is from the annotation of a GenBank genome assembly.
GUAGGAACUAAGGAAGAUCACUUAAAAAUCUUCUGCUUAUCUUUCAGUCUUCUUCCUUCCGAGCUCCUUCUCUGGAGGAGAUGCGUCUCUUGUUAUUCUUCUAAUGCUUAAAUCUUCUUGCCAACGAAUUUCACCGCCGAUCAGAUCUCAGAAGGGCCAUUAUUGGAAUUCAAUUCCAUGAUCUGAAUAUUUAGGGUUCUGGUUUCAAUUUUUCUACCGGAGGAUCGGUUCGACUAAUUGAGAAUGGCGUUGGCGGUAAUCGAGAGCUCCAUCUGGUUGCCGAAUAUUUCGCUCUUUGUCUUCAUUUUCGUUUGCUGUGUCUUCUCCAUUGGCCUGUUACCUAAAGCCUCCAAGAGUAGUCGAUCCGCUGGACCCUUGGACAAUGUCGGUUCUUCUUCCUCCUCCUCUGCUUUCCUCCGGUUCCAGCGCAAGUUUCUGCUCAUCUAUUCUCUAGCCUCAGUCAUGGAAGGGUUGUGGGCGGUGUUUGGAGAAUACGAAUUGUCAUUCCAUGGAGUCAGUAAGGAGCAGAUGGUGACGUCUCUGUGUGUCGGUUAUGUAGCUGCCCUGACUGUUGGUACUGGCUUGGGAAUGGUUUCUGAUUCAAUUAGUGGUCACAAGAAAGCCUGCUUGAUCUUUUGCACUCUGCAUCUCUUUGUUGGUUUGUGGAAGAAAAUUUCACCUCACCCAAGUCUCUGGAUGGCAAGCAUAUGUUUGUCCCUUGCUACCUCAAUAUUUUCCUUCAGUUUUGAGGCCAUGCUUGUGGUCGAAAAUGAGAAGCAAGGAUUCAGGCAAGACACUCUGAGCGACACUUUUUGGCUGAUGACUUUCUUCGAGUCUGUAUCAUUAAUUCUGAGCCAAGUGCUUGCCAAUUGGCUUCUCGGAAGUAAUGUGGGGAAAGGUAUGAUAUCUCCCUCAACUGCGGCCAUCUUUCUAUCAGUGAUGAGCAUCAUCUGUGUAGGCAAUGGCUGGAAGGAAACCCCAAAAGCUACAGCAACCAAAGAUUAUAAUGUGUCUUAUGCACAUAUUUUCAAAGACAAACGGAUAUGGCUCCUGGGAUUUGCACAUGCUUCCCUUCAUUUCUCCAUUGCUAUUUUUUGGAUUUUGUGGGCCCCGACUGUAGUGGCUGAUGGACGAGAAGCGCAUCUAGGUUUGGUUUAUCCUUGCUUGUUGGGUGCAAGAAUGUUGGGAAGCACAAUAUUCCCAUGGCUAUUGACCGGUCCUUCAUCUCUUCGUACCGAGGAUUGUCUCAUAUACGCAUAUAUCCUUCUGGGAAUCUCCUUCUCUGUAAUAGCGUAUGAUUACCAGGAAAUUGCAGUUUUGGUGUCCCUGUUUUGCUUAUUCCAUGCGGUUUUGGGUCUGAUCAUACCUUCUCUUGCAAGAUUGAGGACAAUGUAAGAUUUAACAAAUCUCUCGUCGGGCAUGUGCCGAACGAGUUACGUGGAGGGAUGAUCGCACUUUCGCUAGCUCCUGCAAAUGCAGGCAUACUUUUUUUGUUGGUGCAAAGAGGAUACUACCAGAGCAUUGAGAACUCGACAAUGAUUGCACUUGCAUCAGUUGGGCUCUUCACAUCAGCUGGUUGCAUGCAUCUGUUGAAGCAGUGGGGGAAGCAACCUUACCAGAACUGGCAUAAGAUGUGAUUCUUCUGGAUGCAUCGUUUUCUAUAUGCUGAAGGACUCGGAACCGAAGUGGGUAUGCUGCAGCUGCUGGCAUCUGGUCUCUUUGCAUUGCAAGGUGGUGAUAUCAAGAAGUGGAGAAAUGGAAUGUUGGAUAGCUCCAAUGCCGAGAAUGAUGGAGCAUACUGUUUUUCAGAACUCUCUUACUUUUCGAGGGAGCGACAGUUGAAUCAUGAGUGAACAAGUAGUGGGGGAUUUUCGUUCUUGUGUUUCUGCAGCUAUGAAGAAGGAACAUAGUGAAUGAAUCCAACAUAAACAGGUGCAUGGGAGUGGAUUCCACAAGAUACGGCCUGCUGAAGCUGUAACUUCGGGUUAGAUCAGGAGAUUUUUGUAAUUUAGUUUUCAACUUAUUUUUCAUGGUUGUGUGGAUCAUCUCUUCUGUUGAGAACUAGAGUUGCGGACGAUAGGAAUAGUUGCCAUAUUGAUUGUAUUUGUAUCUAUUAUUGCCUUUAGGAGCAAAGUUUUGAAUGAUUGCAUUGACUGGGGCCAAAUUUCGCUCCAUAACUUAAACAGAUGGGAUAAAAGAAGGAAAUAACUCUAUCCCAUGGCGAAGGUAAAUCUUUGCUUAACUGAUCAAGA